AUAAAAUGACUUCAAAAAAGCAACUGAUAGAUGAAAUAUGUAUUAAUAAAAGAAAUAAUUUAAGUUGAGAUAUGUGAUUCUAUUCUUGAGAAAUCAUAUAAGAAUUAAUAAAGUUUGGAUUUAUUGAUUUAGAAAUAUCCGUUGAACGAAGGAAUUUAAUAAUAUUAAUUGAUCCCAGUGAGUUAAUAUGAAGAUUAGAGUAGAAAUGAAUUAAAACAAUUAUCAUGUGAAUAAUUGUCUUAUAUUUUGGAGGAUGCUCAACAUACAUUAGAUUAAGUAAUGUAUGAGGAAUUGUAAAUUAAUAAAUUGGGAUUGAGAGUACCAAAGAAAUCAUUAAUAAUAUCAAAUUAUGAGCAAUGGGAUUUUUUAUUAUAAUGGCCUAAAUCAAAUAAUUUAGACAGUAUAAUAAUAAAUAUAUAAAGCAUAACAAGUAAUGAGUAUAUUAAUUGAUUAAAUUAUUAGAUAAUAUAUAAGCAUAGCUGUAAAGAUCAAAAUAAAAAAAUGAUUAAGAUGAUCUUUAAUAGAAAUAUUAGGAAGCAUUAGAGAGAAUAGAGUAAUUGGAAAUGUAAUUAGAAAAUCAGUCAAAAGGAUAAAAAAAUGUAAUAAAAGGAAAUGUAUUAAAUACUAAAAAUCAAAUUAAUAAUUGUUAUUAAUUAAAAAGAGAUAAGUUAGAGUUGAUGGAUGAAUUGGAAAAAAAGUUAUUAGAUUUAGAAGCAGAAAAAGUAUUGAUGUCAACUUGUAGUAUGGAUGCAUUUUCUAAAUUACUUUAAACAAAAUAUUGA
Paramecium sonneborni is the source of this 782-nucleotide messenger RNA. The record is from the annotation of a GenBank genome assembly. NCBI's taxonomy places the organism in Eukaryota, Ciliophora, Oligohymenophorea, Peniculida, Parameciidae.